Chelonoidis abingdonii (Abingdon island giant tortoise) is the source of this 1714-nucleotide messenger RNA. It is a transcript of the gene PLEKHB1, whose product is annotated as pleckstrin homology domain containing B1. Lineage: Eukaryota; Metazoa; Chordata; Testudines; Testudinidae. The record is from RefSeq and is a predicted model, not a curated record. Gene Ontology annotation, biological process: regulation of cell differentiation. Gene Ontology annotation, cellular component: membrane.
GUGGGGGCGAGGGGUUCGCUGGCGGACUGACUGUGCGCAGGAGUUUCCGAUGCCCGUGAAUUUCCACGGCGGCAGCUGCUCGCUGUCAACACGAGUGGUCUUGUGAAAAUUGCAAAUAAGAGAGAUGCCUGAGCUGUUUCCACGCGAGGACAGUUAACAGGUUUGGAAAGGCCUUUUAAAGCAAUGGCGCUGAUGAAGAGUGGCUGGCUUUGGAGACAGAGUUCCAUUUUGCGACGCUGGAAAAGGAACUGGUUUGUUCUGUGGCUAGAUGGUGGCCUUGUGUAUUACCAGGAUGAGACCCAGCGUGACCUGGAGGGCAGGAUCCACAUCAAAUUCAACUGCCGGGACAUAAAGACUGGCCGCGAAUGCAGAGAUGUGCAGCCCCCGGAAGGGAAGAGCCGAGAUUGCCUGAUGACGAUUGUGCUGCGAGAUGGCUCCAAAGUGACCCUGUGUGCGGAGAGUGAGGACGACGCCGUCGCCUGGAAGAUGGCAGUGCUGGAGGCGAAAAACACCCCGGUCCAUAUGUACGACCCAUAUGACGACUAUUACCAGACAGUGCCCUUGGAUUCCCACCAGACCAUGUACAUCAGCUCGGGAUACUACGGCACCCAGUACGGAGCGCCUGGAGUGACUCAUGUGAUUGUCCGCGAGGACCCCUACCGCGUGUCAGGAGACCAUAUGGCUUUGGGCCUGCUGGCCGGCGCUGCCACUGGGGCCGCCCUGGGAUCCUUCAUGUGGAUGCCGUGCUGGUUCUAAGAACUCGCUCGCCUGUGGGAUGCCUCUGGACCAAGCGCUUGACCGAGAAGUUUGGGUUCCCUCAAGGCGGCCUGCGGGGCGAUGCCCUAGAACGUAGAUCAUUGUAAGGUUCCCCUCCCAUCCCCGAUGAGUCCGCCCUUUGCUUGGUGUGCCUGACUAGGCACAUUGAUGGCAUAAAUUUUCCUUUGCCUCCUAACCCAGCAGUCUUUUAAUUUUCUCAUCACUCAACAUAAUCCAGAUGUCCACCCUGACCUAGGCACUGUGCUGCCCACCCAGACCUUGACCAGGGCCAAGCAGAGAGUGCUGCUGUUCUGGAGGAUGAACAGAAACCUCUGGUACCUCCCAGCGUCUCCUCUGCUCCGAACUGACAGCUUCUGCUCCUGGCCCUCCUUCUCUGAAGAGAGGGAGAGAGGAGGUGAGCAUGGAGCCAGAUCCUCAGCUGGUGUAGGGUGAGUUAACUCCACUGACGUCAGUGGGGUGAUGCCAGCUUAAACUGCAGCCGAGAAUCUUGUCUCCAUUGGCCCCCUGGGUUUCAGAUCCCUGUAGCGUACAGGCCAGUACUGUGUAAAUUGCAGGUGUUUUAUACAUUGCAUUUAAAAGAAAUCCUACUUGGACUUAAAUAGGACGUAAAAGGAAACAGCCCAUUUCCUAUGUAGCAGCCCCCCUCAGGUGUGUAACGUAUAUAGAACAUGUGACUGACUAGCUGUGUAAAGGAAACACAUAUGUCAUCCCACUGGGGGGGGUAGGGUAUUUUAGUUUAGACGUGAUUCUGUAUGGUCCAGUGCACCGUGAAGUGCAAUAGGCAAAGUCUACAGCGAAGUUCAUGUCACCUGUAAAACAUACUUGGCCGUGAGCCACGCGAAUCCCUCUGUGUGUCAUAUGUACACCAGCACAUGUGGACACUUAACCCAGCGUCUGUUACACUCCACUCACAUAUUAAAAAGCUCUGACUCCCUCA